Messenger RNA from Kwoniella shivajii, 636 nucleotides. RefSeq lists its product as uncharacterized. Gene Ontology annotation, molecular function: GDP binding; GTPase activity; GTP binding. Lineage: Eukaryota; Fungi; Basidiomycota; Tremellomycetes; Tremellales; Cryptococcaceae. The transcript is spliced from 5 exons. Gene Ontology annotation, cellular component: plasma membrane. Bases 1 to 636 code for a protein of 211 amino acids. Gene Ontology annotation, biological process: Ras protein signal transduction. The record is from RefSeq and is a predicted model, not a curated record.
AUGCCUCCUUUAGGGAAGAAUGGUCAUCGCGAGCAGAAGUUGGUCGUUGUAGGUGGAGGAGGAGUCGGUAAAUCCGCUUUGACAAUUCGAUUUGUGACAUCACAAUUCUUUGAUCAAGGAUAUAACCCGACAAUAGAAGAUUCUUACAAAAGGCAGUUUGUGGUUGAUGAUGAAGCUGUUACUUUAGAGAUAUUAGAUACAGCAGGACAAGAGGAAUUCGCGGCGAUGGCAGAUCAAUGGUAUACCUUCGGUGCAGGUUUUUUACUAGUCUAUUCAAUAACUGAUAGACCUACAUUUGAAUCAUUACCCAAUUUUCAUCGAGAAAUAUUAAGGGUGAAAGAUAAAGAUUAUGCUCCAUGCGUCGUUGUAUCAAACAAGUGUGAUUUGUCGAGGUUACGGACAGUGGGACAAUUGGAAGGCAGAGAAAUGGCAAGAUCAUUAUCGGCCCCAUUUAUAGAAUGUUCAGCUGCGGAUGGUGUCAAUGUAGAAGUCGCAUUUAGGGAACUGGUUAAAUUAGUAAGGAAAGAUCAACGGAGAGAACUAUUAGCUGCCCAAGCUCUGGAGAAUCCAAUACCACGUCCAAACGAAGAAAGAAGGAGAAGGGAUGAUUCGGGAUCAUGUUGCAUGUUGAUGUGA